Molecule: messenger RNA, 321 nt
Organism: Heterobasidion irregulare TC 32-1
Lineage: Eukaryota; Fungi; Basidiomycota; Agaricomycetes; Russulales; Bondarzewiaceae
Exons: 1
Coding region: 1-321 (106 amino acids)
Source: RefSeq, a predicted model, not a curated record
AUGUUCAUUAGCCCAUCCGUUCGCCGCGUUUAUCUUGAACCCUCAGAGACCGAAGACCUUCAAAACCAGGUGGCGCAGCUCGAAGCACGCAUAGAGUCUCUGAGACGGGACAAGAACAUGUUGAUCGAUAAGUGCGAGUCAACUAUAGCAAAGGCAGCCAAACAUGCGGAGGGUGAAAAGGCCGCGCGGCUCGAGGCGCAGACUGCGCAGAAGGAAGCUCAUGACAUGCGUAAAAAGUACGAGGUUAUCAAGGCGAAGUACCAGGAUAUCAAGAACCAGUCUGUCUUUUAUCCCCAUGUUCUUUCGCCCCUGUAUUGCUGA